AAUUAUUUUUCCUUUACAUGGAUAUGAAUAUAAAAUUAUAUUAUUUAUAUAAAAACUGGAUCAAAAUUAUUUAAUUUUGUCAUUAAUCUACAAUUAAAUAAUGAUUUUUUGAAGGUCUAGUUAGGAUUUACUAAUUUUUUUUAAUAGAACUGAGUUUUUCGAAAAAUAUGUGAUUACGUACUUAUAAGAAAUGACUGUAUAUAAGAGUGGUAAAGAACUUGAGUAAAUAUUUAUUAGUAUGGCAUAAUAACUUGGAAUAAAUGAUACGGUGUCUGUUUGAAAUAACAUUAACUUCUAGCGUGGUUAGAAAUUGGAAAUUUUCGUAACUUCUAUAAUUUUGAUUUCAAAUUUGGAGUAUUUCUAUCAGUGAUAAUUAGGAUUUUUGAAAAAAUCCGUAUGUAAAUUUCUUUAAUUACUUUUCCUAUUGUCAUGUAAAUAAAAACAAUUUUUCUGUCGCUUUUUUUGUUCUCAAUUGCGUAAAUGUAGAGUACUCCCUAUAGCAGGAACCAAGUUAAGAUAUUUUGGAAAAUGUAGCUGAAGAACAGGUUUGAGAAACCAAUAAAUCGAGCCAAAAUCAAAAUGUAGCAGAUUUGUAUGUACUGACGUUGAUGGUGUUAAAACGAAGAAAAUAUGUUGAAGAACAUCUCAAUGGCCUCAAUGGUGGAUUAAAUUUGUUAAUGUAUGGAAGCAAUGUUUCGACGAACUGACCGGUUAUCCGUAUUACUGGAACAAAAAUACUGAUGAAGUCACUUGGAAUCAGCCGAAAAGUUUUGAAAAAAACUAUAAACCUCCAUCUAAAAUCACACCUGAUAAGAACCGUGUAUUGAAUAAAGAAAUUAAACCCCCUAGUUCCAACAGUGUUCCAAAAGAUUUGAUAAAAAUAUAUUCAGUUGGAGAAACUAUGAAACAGAUGCCAAAAAAACCCGUGUCAAAAUUAGACAAAAAGCAAACGAAGAGGAAAUAUCCAAAGGGAGACGAUUCGGAUGACGAGAAAAUUGUGUUGAUAUCAUCAUAUGGUACAGAUUCUGAAUCAGAAGAUGAUACAAAAAAAGCUAAAAAAGAUAAAACGUCUGUCGAUUCAGACAAAUACAAUUCCGAAGAAGACGACGAUUUUGAUAUUUUAGCUAAAAUUCAAAAGAGAGCUCAAGAAUUGAAAGAACUAGGAGGCGAUAUUCCCGUCGAAAUAAAAGAAGUAGUGGAAACGUCGAAAAGAGAACUCCUAGAAGGACCUAAAAACGGUCCUUCAUUAGUAGCCAGUUAUUGUAGCGACAGCGAAGAAGAAAACGACGAAAUCAAAAAGAUAUUCCCGAAUAAUCCUGAACCAGUACAAGUUUCCCACAGUACUCUAUUCCCAAUUACCAAACCGAUAAAUGUUAAGGAUUUCGUCCAACCACAUCCUGAUUUAAAUACCGAUCGUACACCUGAUGUUGAUAAAACCGAAAUUUUCGAUGCGAAAUUAUUCAAAAGGAAAAAGAAAAUAGCCGUCCCGUUCGUUGGUCCUGUAAAAAAGGAUAAUCAGGACGGUGAAUCCAGGAAAGGAUUGGGUUACGAUAAGGAAAAUAAAUCUACGGAAAAAAAUAGUAACGGGAUGUAUCUGGGAUUUAGGAAAGGGGGCGUCGAAUUUGUAAAAUCCGACGUCUUGAAUCCUCCGGUUAAUAACGUUGAAGAAAAUUCUGUAAAUAAAUCUCAAGACGACAAAGAAACUGAGGAAAUCGAAAAUAUGUAUUCGAUCCUUAAGGACAAAUUGUUAUUUUUAAACGAAGGUCGACCAACUUUAUCCUCGGUACAAUCCAUGGUGAUACAAGCCGAAACAUUAAUGACUGCUUUAAACGAUGGGGCGUUGAAAGGAUCUUAUAUUAAAAAGUGGUUGGAAGACACAUGUUCCGAAAUGAAAAAAUUAGAAAAAGAGGCAGCUCCGACCGGUUGGGUACUACAAUGGGACAAGAUACAUAGAAGGUAUUUUUAUCAAAAUAAACAAAACGGUACCAGUCAAUGGGAAUAUCCCCAACCGGAUACUAAUACCAACGACGUAGCCAUGGAUAUAUCGACUACGCCGCCUCCAGUAUUAGAUAUCGAACCGGAAGAAUUGUCACCGCCUUUACCGCCAGUUUUACGCAGUCCCAGUCCGCCGCCACCACCUAUAAUCAGUAUAGACGACGCAGCGGAAAUUCCUUUACCAAAUUACGACGUACCUUUAGACGUCGAUGCUGUUCAAUUAGUUUCUCAAAAAGUCGAAUUGAACGGUCAACCUCUACCUCCAGGCGUUGAUCCGGCUGAUGUCGCUACCGCACCUCCACAACAAACUGUACAAUUACCUCAAGAAAAAGUGAGACUUUAUUCGCAAUCCAUAAAUACGUAUAUGGGGAACCCAAUAAUGCAAUGGGGUAGCUGGAGCUGCCUUCUACCCUCUAGAUUGUUCUGCAGAGUCUUAUACUUCGAUAGAACGUCGAGGAUAUGUAGGAAGUCUUAUUUACAAUCUUACAUAAAUUAUCGAGUUCUGUUUAGUCUCAAUACAACAAUAAUACGCCUUCCAUUGUGUGGAAAGCUUCGCGGAACCUUUUUGGAGCAUCUUCUCACCCCUUCAGCUUGAUAACGAUUCUCCAACCAUCCGGAACUUUUUCUAUUUCUUCGUUUUCUUUUUUUCUUUUUUCAACAUCAUUUCGGUUUUCGUCUUUGAACCCAUUGGGUAUGAUUAGGUUAGGUUGGGAGAAAUCCUCAUGGACACCCGGUAUAGUUGUCGGAUUUUACUGACUAAUACUCUCUCCCCCAUCAGGGAGAUUCUAACAAGGAGUGUCUUGUGUUCGUGCCUUCUAUUUGUCCAGACUUAGACACUUGUGAUAUUUAUUUUAUGUUUUUUUUGUUGUUAUGGGAUAAAUAUUAACAAGAAGUUUGAAAAAAUCAUGUCUACUGGGUAUGUUUUAAUUGUUAAUUUGAAUUGUUUUAUAGGACAGUUUGAAUUCGGCGUUGGAUUCUUUUUAUUCGGAUAUAGCUGCUAUUAGUUCGCCUUUACCUCAACCUGAAGAAGCUAAUCGGGUAACUGCUACAGUUGCACCAGUUUUGUCCGAAAUACCAGCGGAAAGUGUAAAGAAAAAGAAAAAA
This is a messenger RNA of Diorhabda carinulata, 3099 nucleotides long. RefSeq names its product formin-binding protein 4-like. The coding region runs from base 902 to 2590 and encodes 562 amino acids. Gene Ontology annotation, molecular function: protein binding. Lineage: Eukaryota; Metazoa; Arthropoda; Insecta; Coleoptera; Chrysomelidae. The transcript is spliced from 9 exons. The record is from RefSeq and is a predicted model, not a curated record.